AGAGCGGCCGACAAGAUGGCGGCGGCAGCGCUACGCUGCUGGCGGGCGGCUCCGUGCUGGCGGGCGGCUCCGUGCUGGCGGCUGCCGGACGCGGUGGUGAGGGGCCGGUCGGCGCUGCCCGUGCCUGGCUGCCGCCCGCUGUCCCGGCUGUCGCCGGGCAGCGGCCCGCGGACGGGCGCGCAGAGGAAGCAGCUGGUGUCGUGGCGGUCGCUGGCGGCCACCUUUGUGCUGUGCGGCGGGCUGCUGGCCGCCAUGAAGAAGGUGAAGCGGCGGAAGGAGGAGGAGCUGGAGAAGGAACGAAACCGAGGCAUUGGGAAACCCCUGCUAGGAGGACCCUUCUCACUCGUCAACCAUGAGGGACAGCCCAAGACCAGUAAGGACUACAUCGGCCAGUGGGUGCUGAUCUACUUUGGCUUCACACACUGCCCUGACAUCUGUCCUGAUGAACUGGAGAAAAUGAUUGAAGUGGUAGAUGAAAUUGACAGAAUUCCAACUUUGCCUAACCUGACCCCACUCUUCAUCACCAUUGAUCCUGAGAGGGACAACGAAGAAGCCAUUGCCAGAUAUGUUAAAGAAUUUUCUCCGAAGCUGGUCGGAUUGACUGGUACCAAGGCACAGAUUGACCAAGUGGCCAAAGCUUACCGUGUGUAUUACAGCGAAGGUCCCAAAGAUGAAGACGAUGAUUACAUAGUGGAUCACACAAUAAUAAUGUACCUCCUUGGGCCAGAUGGUGACUUUGUGGACUAUUAUGGCCAGAAUAAGAGGAGCACUGAGAUUUCUGCUUCUGUUGCUGCACACAUGAGAAAAUACAGAUCCUAAAACACAAGGUCUUCAAAGAUUGAUGUGAACAUCAUCUGUAGGUUUGGCUGUAAUUGGGCAUUGGAGUUAAAGCAGAAGCAUACAAGUGUAACAUCCUGUCACCACAUGCCUCCUUUCUUCCAGACAAGAAACGCAUCCAUACUUCUGCAAAAUACCAUUAUCAAAAAUCUCUAUAGAGCCUUCCCCAUGGAUAUUAUUUGCAGCAAGAUCUAGGCUACAGGAUGAAAUUUGGGACUUCUGUGAAACAUUGUUGGGAGCAAAAAAUGGAAGACACUUCAUUUGUGAAGAACGUGUAUCACUGGUAAAAUUAAUUGGUAACUCUUGGCAAGACAUCAGUGGAUGGUCACUGCAGGAGGAUGAUUACUUGAUGAAAAGCCAUGUGGGCCAUGGCAUUCUCAGAAGACCCCUGCCCUCUUUUCUUUUUUUCUGCACUGUUUUGCCUUCUGGGAGAGGCAGUUACAAUAUUAUAAGCAGGAGAGCCUUAAGAGUACUACUGUAUCAAGGUUAAGAAGAUGAAGAGCACUGAAAGCAUUAGCAGCUUCCACGCAUGGGACCAGCCCUGUAGUGUGACUUAUCUCUUCUUCAUUUGAAUGCAGAAAUGAAGUGUUUUUUUCUUGGUGAUUUUUCCAGGUUAACACUGUUAACUUACAAGGAAGCAAGUAAUGGGUUGCAAAUAGAUUUUUCUUCUGGUCUAAAUGAUUUUAUACAUAGUUGGCCUGAUUGUGCUAUGCUGAAUAGUGAAGUGGGGAGGAUGAAGGGGGUCUGUGUCCAUGCAUAGGGCUGUCAAUCAGAUAAAUUUUAUGCAGUGCAGCAUUUGAAAAUAAAGAUUGCUUUUUAUAAGCAA
Messenger RNA from Harpia harpyja (harpy eagle), 1663 nucleotides. RefSeq names its product protein SCO1 homolog, mitochondrial (gene SCO1). NCBI's taxonomy places the organism in Eukaryota, Metazoa, Chordata, Aves, Accipitriformes, Accipitridae. Gene Ontology annotation, biological process: mitochondrial respiratory chain complex IV assembly. The record is from RefSeq and is a predicted model, not a curated record. The transcript has 6 exons. Bases 16 to 819 code for a protein of 267 amino acids.